Molecule: messenger RNA, 4567 nt
Organism: Pantherophis guttatus
Lineage: Eukaryota; Metazoa; Chordata; Lepidosauria; Squamata; Colubridae
Gene: CRISPLD2
Product: cysteine rich secretory protein LCCL domain containing 2
Cellular component (GO): extracellular region
Source: RefSeq, a predicted model, not a curated record
GGCGAUCUCCUGCAGUCUUCGGCCGGGAGGUUUUUCGCCUGUCGCCCAUCUCUUCUCUCCGGCUGACCAGAGUAGCAGACGCGCAUUUCUUUCGCCCUGAGCAGAAUUCCGAGGAUCCGAUCAAAGCAAGUUUUUCCUUUCUUUGCAGAGGUCUAUAGAAUACUGCUGAAGUGUUCCCUUGGAAGAGUAUUGUUUGCACACCUCUCAUUUCCACCAAGCAGAAAAUGGCUAAGAGUCCUACCGUUCCUUGGCUCAUCACGCCAUCCCUCCUCCUCUUCCUAACUCAUGGCAUCCACUGUUUCUUCUUGCCCAAUGCCACCCACUUAGAAAACCUCCUUAAUCGAUACCAAGAUGGGCAACCGCACUCAAGGGCCAAGAGAUCAAUUUCCAAAAAUGACCAAAACGAAAUCCUGAUGCUUCAUAAUAAAUUGAGAGGGGAAGUCUAUCCUUCAGCAUCCAACAUGGAAUACAUGAGAUGGGACGAAGAACUGGAGAGAUCAGCUGAAUCUUGGGCUCACCAAUGCAUCUGGGAUCAUGGACCUGCCAGCCUCCUCCCAUCCAUCGGCCAGAAUUUGGCUGUUCACUGGGGAAGGUAUCGUUCUCCGAGUUUCCACGUCCAGUCUUGGUACGACGAAGUAAAAGAUUACACCUACCCAUAUCCCCACGAAUGCAACCCUUGGUGUCCCGACAGAUGUACAGGACCCAUGUGUACACAUUACACACAGGUGGUCUGGGCUACAACCAACAAAAUCGGCUGCGCCAUUAAUGUCUGCAAGAGGAUGGACGUGUGGGGAGAAGUGUGGGAAAAUGCGGUGUAUUUGGUCUGCAACUAUUCCCCCAAAGGCAACUGGAUUGGAGAAGCCCCCUAUAAAAAUGGCAGAUCCUGUUCUGAAUGCCCACCUAGCUAUGGAGGAGGGUGUCAGGCUAACCUCUGUCAUAAAGAGAAAGUAGUCGAAAAACCUGAGACGGAUGGCGCAAAUGAAGUGGAGUUACAAAAGGUUCCUGACAGAAUACAGCCCAAAACUGUAAAACCUACAAAGGAAAAGAAACCGACAGAGCUGACCUACAUGACUCAAGUGAUCAAGUGUGACACCAAAAUGAGGGACACGUGUCGAGGAUCUACAUGUAACAGGUAUCUGUGCCCAGCUGGUUGCUUGAACAGUAAGGCUAAAGUAUUUGGAUUCCCCAAAUAUGAAAGUGCAUCCAGCAUAUGUCGAGCAGCUAUUCAUUCUGGAGUGUUAGAUAACAGAGGAGGCCUAGUAGAUAUUACUAGGAAAGGAAGAUCAGACUUCUUCGUAAUGUCUGUAAGAAACGGAGUUCAGACACUCAGCAAAUACAAACCUUCCAACGGUUUUGCUGUGUCGAAAGUCACAGUGCAGACUUUGGAUUGUUACACCACAGUAGAGGAACUGUGUCCAUUCAAGAAGCCAACUACUCAUUGCCCAAGGUCUUACUGUCCAGCUUACUGCAAAAAUGAGCCAAACCACUGGGCUACAGUAUAUGGCACAAAAAUAUACGCAGAUAAUUCCAGCAUCUGCAAAGCUGCUGUUCACGCAGGAGUCAUCAGAGACGAUUCUGGCGGUUACAUCGACGUGAUGCCGGUCGAUAAGAAGAAAGUCUACAAUGGAUCCUUGAGGAACGGGAUCCGAUCUGAAAGCUUAAAGGCUCCCAGGGAAGGGAAAGCUUUCCAAAUCUUUGCUGUGAGGCAGUAAUUUCCCCAAGAUGGUGAGACUCUUUGUGGAGAGAAACUGCAGCCUUGUGUGUUUCUCCUUGGGGGAGAGAUGUUUGCCCCACCUUGGACCACGACGAAGCCUUCAAAUCCAUCCAUCUUCUUUUGGAGAAAAAAAAGACGGCAGCAGGAAUCGGCAACAUCUGCUCACUGUUUUAUUUUCGGACUGUUGUUAUUCUACUUCCAAAUGUUUUGAACCUUCAAGAAGUAAGAAGAUGGUUCGAGUUUAGGAAAGAAGAUGGUUGAAAAACUGGCUUACCCCACCUUUCCUAUGAACAAUUUUGUCCCCCAAAUAUAGGGGUUCUCGUAAACGCUGCUUCCAGGAGGAAUGUUUAUCUGAUCAGUAGGCUUUGAAUGAGAACAUAGAAAACAUUUAGGUCACCCCAAAGGCUAAAUUUUUGAAAGAUUGAGUCAAAGUCAAGAAUAUACCUGGAAUCCAAGUCACCUUGUGAUACCUUGAAUGGUGUGGUGAUUUAGGAAAGGUUUAGACCACACUAAACAAAUAGCAUAGAUUUCUUUUGAUGGAGACUAGGAAAGAGGUAUUGCAUUUCCAGAAAAGAAUCUGCUUUUGCAAAAGAAUGGAAAGAUUGCUAUUUCUCUCAAAAGAAACUUAAAUGGAAUAAAUAGGUUUGCUGGCCAAACAACUGCAGGAAGUUAGGAAAACGGGGUUCAAUUAUCACCAAAUUAAAUGCUUGGGACCCCUGUCUUGGCACAUUCUGAUUCAUUGCAUGUUAGUUAGCAUUGUUUUAUUUACAGAUGAAUCCAACUUAUUUUAUUCAGCAGAGCUGUUCUAGCUUAGCUAUGGUUGCAAAAAGUUUUAUUUUGUUUUAUUUAGUUUAUUUUGCUGGAAUUGAAAAGGUUUUUGCUUUACUUGUUUAUUUGUAUAGAUUGGAAGCUUGAUAUAUUAAGUUGGUCACAACAUGUAUAUUAUGAAGGCCUGUUAGAACAAUUCUGUUUUCUGUUAGUCAGUACAAUUCCUGUAGAUCAUACUCAAAUGUUGUCCUAAUGAAAUAGUUGCGAAGUCGUCCUCUUUCAAUCCAAAUAUUUGAAGGCUUAGAUUCGUUAAGGAUUUAUCCUUCCUCUAAAAACUUCAUCCCAGUCUUCAUGGGAAGCCAAAGAGGUGCCUUCUGUUAAUCUGACACAAGGUUGGUCUACGAAAACUGGCCUCUGAUCCCACCAUACAAAAAGGACAAAUAUUGUUCAAUUCAAUGUGUGAUUUCUAUUUAUUUAAACUUCUUGAUUUUAGGGGCUCAGUUAAAACACACACACAACAACCUUCAAAUAAAACAUGUGAUUCAACAGUUCCUGUACGUGGGCUGGAUUUUGGCCUUCUACACCCAAAGGGUUUUUGCCAACUAUGGUGCUAAGAUGGUGCUAAAUAAGACUAGAAAGAUGUUUUUGAUUCUACACCUGCUCACAGAUUCACCCAGGAGGAAUCUAUCUUAUUUGCCCUUAUUUGUUUUGUUUUAUUUAACCAUUAUGUCUGGAGGGGGGAAAAAUCAGCUAUAGUCACAAGUACUCUAAGACAUCCUACCCAGCUGGGUGGUUGGGUGGAAUGGCCCAUUCUCUAUUUAAUCUUAAUUAUCAGGGGUGCGAGAGGAGAGUUAGUGUGUGCAUAUUGUUCUACCAAGAGCCGUUGUGGCGCAGUGGUUAGAAUGCAGUAUUGCAGGCUAAUUCUGCCAACUGCCAGCAGUUCGAUUCUCACCGGCUCCAGGUUGACUCAGUCUUCCGUCCUUCCAAGAUCGGUAAAAUGAAGACCAAGAUUGUUGGGGACAAUAUGUUGAGUCUGUAAACUGCUUAGAGAGGGUUGUAAGCACCGUGAAGCGGUAUAUAAGUCUAAGUGGAAAGUGCUUCAUUAAGAAUUUUGGCAAAGUGUCAGGAAAUGAAAUCACAUUUUGGAGGGAUCCCAUGUUUCUCGAGACAUCAGAUAGGCUAGGCAUCUAAAUGCAAAAUGUACGCAGGAAUAAUGGGGGAGAGGGAAGAAGGUAACACCCCCUCAUGCGAUGUCAUCCCAAAUGCAAGGUAAUCUCCAGUUACUAAAGGAUACCCCACCUUUGAGAUACGUUGGUUAUCAACGAUGCUUAAGAACAUAGUUAGGUGCCAUUUCUAAACCAGAUUCCUUUAUUUCCUUUAUUUCUGGAGAACAAUUUUGACAUGGAUGCAACGAGAUCAGAUUGUUUAGAUUUGUCGUCAAUCUGGAUUGCUCUCUAAUGUGUGAAUUCACACAAGCCAACAGAGGUGUGAGUCUUGAUUCUGUUCCCAGAUUCAUGGGUUUAGAAGCAUCCAAUCGAAUCCGAUGGUUCAGGCUGAUUCUUUGGAAUUUUUCCAAAAUGUGUGUAUGUGUGUUUCAUGAAAUGGUUCAAUAAAUCAGAGAAGGAUGAUUUACACAGGCCCAACAAGCAAUGUCCAUGAGAGACGAACUAACAGGAGGUCAAUAAAACAUGCACAUUUUCAUGCUUAUCGAAAAUGUAUUUGUGGGUGCCACCAGAUACACAGCAAGUCGAUAGAGGAAAAGAAUUUCCCUGCCUGCUUUAAAAUUUAUCUGUUUUAAGGCAUAUAUAGAUCUGCAUAGGUCCUAUCUGCAGGUAGCACAAGCCUGCAGUUUUUGUAUAUUUGCUUUUUUUUCUAUGAAAAACGAUGUAUUUUUUACUAUAUCCUUUGUAAAAAAAAAAUGUUCUGUAAAGGGCUUGCACAAGCAUUUUAAUGGGCAGAAUGAUUGUUUUUCCUUUUGAUAAAUAUAUAUUUUCUCCAGAUUCUUUCUACCUGGCGAAUGAAACCGUUGUCUUAUUAUUUUGUGUUAUGGCAUUUGUGGAAAUAAAAACUUUAGAACCGCCUGAA